Alexandromys fortis (reed vole) is the source of this 486-nucleotide messenger RNA. RefSeq names its product melanoma inhibitory activity protein 2-like. Lineage: Eukaryota; Metazoa; Chordata; Mammalia; Rodentia; Cricetidae. The annotation marks the transcript as partial. The record is from RefSeq and is a predicted model, not a curated record. The transcript has 2 exons.
UGUUACUUAAGCCAAAAACUUGUGGUCAGUUUGCCACACCACUUUGAGAACUGGUACAAGCCACAGCUAAUGUUUUGUGCAUUUUCUCCAGUGUCGUGUCGUACUGACCACGUUGUUUCAAACAAUAACUUUCCAGAAAAUAAAAGGAGCCAACGACGAAGCAAGGAUUUUAGAAAAGAUGUUUCCUUCUAUGUAUUUGUAGAUACGGCCUCUGGAGUAGAGUUACCUGUGAGCGUCCAUGAGGAAACACAUUCCAAAAGCUCAUCUUCAAAAAGGAACGAGGAAGAUUCAGAAUCCUGGGAGGACCCUGAAGGGCCUGGUGUGGCGGACACUGACGGCUCUGUGGAAGGUGCCUUGCUUGGUAGUCAGCUGGUUUCUCAACAAGAACAUGAUACAGAGUUUCAGAUUCUGAAGUAUUUACUUCAAAUCGAUGUCUUCGGCUUCAUGAAUUCUGCUUUUUCAACAAUCGAAAUUCUUAUAGAAAGG